Sinocyclocheilus anshuiensis is the source of this 2337-nucleotide messenger RNA. RefSeq names its product ADP-dependent glucokinase (gene adpgk). Gene Ontology annotation, biological process: glucose metabolic process. The coding region runs from base 122 to 1624 and encodes 500 amino acids. The transcript is spliced from 8 exons. Gene Ontology annotation, molecular function: ADP-specific glucokinase activity. The record is from RefSeq and is a predicted model, not a curated record. Gene Ontology annotation, cellular component: endoplasmic reticulum. Lineage: Eukaryota; Metazoa; Chordata; Actinopteri; Cypriniformes; Cyprinidae.
GCUAGUCACUAGACUUCCCCUCAACCAAGAAGGGUGACAACUCAACUUCACCACAUACACACUCUCACACUCUCUUUCUGCGAUUAUCAUCUGUCAGGCCGUGUGUGUGUGUGUCGAGGUCAUGUGGAGGAAGGCCGUGCUGGUGGCGCUGUUGGCGUUGGGGAUGGGGUAUCUGUACCACACUGACCCGGAGCUGCCGGCCCGCGUGCUGAACUACGUCAGCGAAUCCCUGCCGCAGAUGGAGCCGAGUGGCGGCUCAGAGCCCCGCCCCCCGACGCUAGAGGAGACCGUCGCACACGCCUGGCAGACCCUCAUCAUGGCUCCGGCCCGACGCUGGGCGAGAGUAGCAGUGGGGGUGAAUGCCUGUGUGGAUGUGGUGGUGUCCGGGGUGGGGCUGCUGCAGGCGCUCGCUCUCGAACCCGGAUCCGGCAGAGACCACAAGGUGCUACACAGCAAAGAGGACCUGAAAGAGGCCUUCAUCCACUACAUGGGGAAGGGUGCCGCCGCAGAGCGCUUCUUCUCAGAUAAGGAGGUUUUUCAAAGGAUCGCACGGGCGGCUGCAGAAUAUCCCGGCGCUCAGCUUUAUGUGGGUGGAAAUGCUGCUCUUAUUGGCCAGAAACUGGCGUCUAACCCAGAACUUGUAGUCCUCUUAUGUGGUCCGGUGGGGCCAAAGCUUCAUGAUAUGCUGGAUGAACAGAUCAUAGUCCCACCAGAAUCUCUGCAGGAGAUGGAUGAGUUCCACCUCAUCCUGGAGUACAAGUCAGGUGAACAGUGGGGUUCCUCAAGAGCUCCUCAGGCUAACCGCUUUAUCCUGUCCCAUGACGUGUCCAACGGUGAAAUGAGCACGCUGGAGACAUUUGUGGCCAGUCUGGAGGAGUUCCAGCCGGAUCUGGUGGUUCUGUCCGGACUGCAUAUGAUGGAAGGAAUGGGCCGGGAUCUUUGGGAGGAACGACUGAAAGAGGCGGUGGUUGCCAUCUCAGACGUGAGGAACGAGGUGCCCAUCCACCUUGAGCUGGCCAGUAUGACAGACAGAGACUACAUGAACCGGAUCCUGCAGGAGCAGGUCUUGCCCAUCAUGAACUCCAUUGGUCUGAACGAACAGGAGCUGCUGUUUUUAACUCAGUCUGGAGGUGGACCUCACGCUGACCUUGCUUCCUGGGAUGGCAUACCCGACGUGGGCCACGUCAGCGACAUCCUGCUCUGGGUCCUGGAGCAGCACGGCCGGGCGGACCCAGAAUCCGAAGCCGACCUGACCCGGAUCCACUUCCACACGCUAGCAUACCACAUCCUGGCUACGGUGGACGGCCACUGGGGAAACCAGGAGGCGGCGGUGGCCGCGGGCGCACGUGUGGCCAGCAGUCAAGCCUGCGGCCUGCAAGCGGUGGAUGUUACGAAGGUGGUCCUCAAGGCACCGCUGAACUUCAACAGCUCCUUCUCAGAGCCGAGGGAGAGCCUAACGGUGGACCCGACCCGACCGGUCACCGUGUGGCGCAGAGGGAACGUUUCGUUCCAUCUCACGCCGGUCCUGGUGUGCAAACAGCCUCUUAGGACUGUGGGAUUGGGCGACGCCAUUUCCGCCGAAGGACUUCUGUUUUCAGAGGUCACGCCUCGGCCUGAGCUCUAAGAGACGCCUCUCGUCCAUGCUUUUGAAGAUACGUCCUCGUCAUUAGAUCCUAAAGCUGCAGAAACUCAACAGACUCACGGGGCAUCAAACGACAGGAUGUUUUUCAGAGCAAAACCAGUUCGAGAUGCAGGGCACUGUCCUUUUGUUGUUGCUACUUUUGUCUAAAAUCACAUUGUGAAAGACGGCACUGAACGUAACGACGUGAGCCAGCCUCCGCCAUUUUUUUUUUAAGGUUCAUUUAACCAAAAAUGAACGUUCGGUCAUCAUUCGCUCGCCUUUAAACCUAAACGACCUUCUUUAUUACUACAUAAGAAAUAGUCCAGAAGUCUAAGUCAGAUAGUUUUUCGGUGAGUAAAUGAUGACAGAAUUUUUAUUUUUGGAAGAACUACUAACUUUUUUAAAAACUAUAAUAAAAGGAGAUCAUACUCUGGUUAACAGGUGAACAAGACCUGCGGCUGCUAUUGGGACGAAUGAAAGUGAACGAGAGAAUGAUUUUAGAGUCUUAAACGUCCCAAAUCUCCAUUGUAUUCCCAAACACUCCUUUAUUUGGUUUUGAACGUUAAUAAGUAGCAGAACCGGAAGGCCAUCAGGUUUAUCCAGCGAUGUGCUUUUUUCUUAAUCUGAGUAACGUAAAGUUCUUAUGGAAGCAUGUUUCUGCCACUGAAUAAAAAAAUAAAAAGGUAAUUGCGAAUAUUUCAUCUCGCAAUUCUGAC